GUAGCUUACCUCGCGUUUUUUUUUCUUUCUCCCCCAAACCCAAAUUUUCUCUGGAGUGAUUCGCCAGUUAUUUCCAUUCUUUUUUGGUCUUUCGCCUUCUCUCCCCACCAAGAACUCCAACACAGCAGCCACCCUCCGAAUCUCCGGCCACCGUCAUUCUUUCACCGACCACCCUCAUAAGUGCUAAAAAAAACUUGGGUUAAGUGACAUUAUGACAAGCUAUUUAUGGAAGAAGUAUGCAGAUUAUGUAUACACCAAAUGGGAAAGAACAAUUUUGUGGGAUAUGAUUGAACCUUACAGACGGCCAAAGUCGUUUACACCUCUUGUCACUCUUUAUGUUGCUGCAUUCUACACUGGAGUCAUUGGAGCAGCAAUCACGGAGCAACUCCAUAAAGAAAAAUACUGGGAAGACCAUCCUGGAGAAACAGUACCUCUGAUGAAACCCAUGUUUUAUGGUGGUCCUUGGAAAGUAUACAGAGGGGAAGUUCCAGUCUACCCAAGCGACAAUCCCAAGUGAAAUAUGAAUUGUAGUCUAUUGGAAUUUGGAAAGGAAGUUGAAUACAAAUUUUCUUCUUUCUUGGACCAAGUUUAUAGAAUAUAUUUCCAUUUCUUCAGCUGAAUGAAUUUUCUUCGUUCUUA
This is a messenger RNA of Spinacia oleracea (spinach), 639 nucleotides long. RefSeq lists its product as uncharacterized. Lineage: Eukaryota; Viridiplantae; Streptophyta; Magnoliopsida; Caryophyllales; Amaranthaceae. The coding region runs from base 212 to 517 and encodes 101 amino acids. The record is from RefSeq and is a predicted model, not a curated record. The transcript has 3 exons.